GAAAUCUUGAACAAGCUUCAUGAAAAAUAAAAAUGGCAGCCUCCAUGGUGCAGUAUGUUGUUGUAAGAGGCGAUCUUUUACAUGCCUUGAAAUGGCCAACAGGUGCUGUCAUAGCACAGGCAUGCCAUGCUUGUACUGCUGUGAUACAUCUUUUCAAGGAGGAUGAAAAUGUAAUGAAAUACACAUCGGAUCUGGACAACAUGCACAAAGUUGUUCUUGAGGCAAAGAAUGAAGCAGAUGUCAGAACAUUAUCAGAGAAAUUAAAAGAGAAUAACAUUGAUCAUAAACUGUGGAUUGAACAACCUGAGGAUUAUGCCACCUGUCUAGCAGUGAAACCCUAUCCAAAAGAGGAGGUCCAGAAGUUCUUCAAGAAAUUCAAACUCUUUAAAUGAUAUUAAUUGGCUCAAGUUUUUUUGAAGAGCUGGAAAAGGACCUUGUCUUUUCAUUUAAACUGAUGGCAGAGGAGGGACUGUUUGCAACAUGUGAGGGAUGUCAUGCCUACUUGAUCAAUUCCAGUAUCAUGAACUAACAUUAAUUAAAACCACCUUUCUUGCUUUUCCUGUUUCAAGUGGGUUUACUUAUUAGCAUCAUGAUCAUAGUUUACAGACAAGUUUUCUCCUAAAAAAUCAUUAAUUAUUCCUAAGCUCUAAUCUCAGGAUUAUCGCGUCAAUACCAAAUCAGAAAAGUAAUAGUCUCAUCCCACAUGGUCUAAUCCUAUUUGUUACGUAAUGGAAGUCAUCAGCAAAAAUCAUGUAUAUGGACAUGGGUAUUUUAAUAU
This is a messenger RNA of Lytechinus variegatus (green sea urchin), 778 nucleotides long. Its product is annotated as putative peptidyl-tRNA hydrolase PTRHD1. Bases 33 to 392 code for a protein of 119 amino acids. The record is from RefSeq and is a predicted model, not a curated record. Gene Ontology annotation, molecular function: peptidyl-tRNA hydrolase activity. The transcript is spliced from 3 exons. NCBI's taxonomy places the organism in Eukaryota, Metazoa, Echinodermata, Echinoidea, Temnopleuroida, Toxopneustidae.